Messenger RNA from Tremella mesenterica DSM 1558, 405 nucleotides. RefSeq lists its product as uncharacterized. Gene Ontology annotation, biological process: protein peptidyl-prolyl isomerization. The record is from RefSeq and is a predicted model, not a curated record. Gene Ontology annotation, cellular component: intracellular membrane-bounded organelle. Lineage: Eukaryota; Fungi; Basidiomycota; Tremellomycetes; Tremellales; Tremellaceae. The annotation marks the transcript as partial. Gene Ontology annotation, molecular function: peptidyl-prolyl cis-trans isomerase activity. The transcript has 5 exons.
CUCCCGAGAACAUUCUUCGAUAUAUCCGUAGGAGGAGCCAAAGCGAAUCGCGUGGUGUUUGAACUCUUCACCGAUGUCGUCCCUAAAACGGCAGAAAACUUUCGUGCACUUUGUACCGGCGAAAAAGGUAUUUCGCCCAUAUCGAAUGUCCCUCUGCAUUACAAAAACUCCAUCAUACAUCGUGUCAUCGAUGGCUUCAUGAUACAAGGAGGUGACUUUACCAAACGGACUGGUGCCGGAGGGGAAAGUAUCUACGGUGGAACGUUUGCGGAUGAAAGGUUGGAAGGGGAAGGUACGGAGGUAGAUAAAGCUGGAUUGCUUGUGAUGGCUAAUCGAGGACCGGAUACGAACGGUUCUCAAUAUUUCAUCACUCUGGCUCCUGCCCCUCAUCUGACGGGAAAACAC